Messenger RNA from Apis florea (little honeybee), 4158 nucleotides. RefSeq names its product endoplasmic reticulum transmembrane helix translocase. NCBI's taxonomy places the organism in Eukaryota, Metazoa, Arthropoda, Insecta, Hymenoptera, Apidae. Gene Ontology annotation, molecular function: ATP binding; ATPase-coupled monoatomic cation transmembrane transporter activity; ATP hydrolysis activity. Gene Ontology annotation, biological process: intracellular calcium ion homeostasis; transmembrane transport. The record is from RefSeq and is a predicted model, not a curated record. Gene Ontology annotation, cellular component: endoplasmic reticulum membrane.
AAUCUGGAUAAAUUUCAUUUUUGUCUUGUUAACGUAAAUUAGUAUACAUAUAAAAUACUGAGGAAAGAUGCGAAAGAGUUAAACAUAUUUCGAACACCUUUCAAAAGAAUUAAUUGUUAUGUAUAUGUUUUGCUAUGUGAGUUUGUUGUGUCGUUAAAUUUCAUAAGAAGAACCCGAACCUCUCGAUACUAAAGACUAUACGCUCCUGUUACGGCAUAGCGUGAUCAUAGCCAUGGCGACUACUGCUUCAUCGCGGGUAGAUGAACUCGUACAAACUGUCACUUUGCAUAAUCCUCGGAAAUUACUAUUCACGGGAUAUGUUCUGCCCUCUGUGAUAUUACACACUGUGUGGAUUUAUAGUUGGAUUUUUGUCUACGGAAUUGAUGAAUAUUAUGAUGCGGGUUUAGUGGGCAUUGCAGCUAUCGGCGUAUUACAAAUUUUCAUAUGUUUGUGUUGCCAGUGGUCAGUGCAUAUACACACUUUUUUUAAUUGUAGCUCGGAAAAAAAUCCAUAUAACGCGAAAAUUGCAAAAGUAGUUCCUACUCCUAAUAAUGGAAGUUCAGAACUUGUUAAAUUACAUCAUUCUGAACAACAAGAACCAUGGUUUAUAUUUCAAAAGACCAAAUAUUACUGGAAUUCGGAUAAAAAAACUUUUCAAGGCCUUCAAUUUCCAAUUAAUCACUCUGUUAAACAUUAUUGCGAAUGGAAAGGAUAUUUAGAUGAAAAAGAUAUUGCAGCAGCAGAGGAAAAAUAUGGGAAAAAUAAGUUAGAUAUGGUUGUACCAGAAUUUAGAGAACUAUUCAAAGAAAGAGCAAUUGCACCAUUUUUUGUUUUCCAACUAUUUUGCGUAGCAUUAUGGUGUUUUGAUAAAUAUUGGUAUUAUAGUAUAUUUACAUUAGUUAUGCUCAUUAUGUUUGAAUGUACACUUGUGCAACAGCAACUUCGAAAUAUGGCUGAAAUUAGAAAAAUGGGAAACAAACCAUACACAAUGAUGGUUUAUAGGAACAGACGAUGGCAUUCCAUGUUUACUGAUCAAUUAAUUCCUGGUGAUAUUGUAUCUAUUACACGAUCUCAAAAUGAUAAUUUAGUGCCAUGUGAUAUGUUACUUUUAAGAGGACCUUGUGUUGUUGAUGAGAGUAUGCUAACAGGUGAAUCAGUUCCUCAAAUGAAGGAACCCAUAGAAGAAAUUGAUGGAAAUAGACAGUUGGAUAUAGAAGGUGAUGAUAAACUUCAUGUACUUUUUGGGGGUACAAAAGUUGUACAACAUACUCCACCAAGUAAAAGUGUAUCUGGUCUUAAAGCUACUGAUAAUGGCUGUGUAGCCUAUGUUUUACGUACUGGAUUUUCAACAUCACAGGGAAAACUUUUGAGAACAAUAUUAUUUGGAGUUAAACGUGUUACUGCUAAUAAUUUGGAAACAUUUGGUUUUAUUUUAUUCUUGCUAAUUUUUGCAAUUGCUGCAGCAUCAUAUGUGUGGAUUAAAGGAAGUGAGGAUCCUACUAGAAAUAGAUAUAAAUUGUUUUUGGAAUGUACUCUUAUUCUAACAUCAGUUGUACCUCCAGAAUUGCCUAUUGAACUAUCAUUAGCUGUAAAUACUUCAUUAUUGGCCUUAUCAAAAUUAGGUGUAUUUUGCACUGAACCCUUCAGAAUUCCGUUUGCUGGAAAAAUUGAAAUAUGUUGUUUUGAUAAAACUGGUACUUUGACUAGUGAUAAUUUGGUCGUCGAAGGUAUAGCGGGGAUUGAAGGAAAACCAGAUGUUAUGCAACUUUCUGAUGCGCCUAUAGAAAGUAUUCAAGUACUUGCAACUUGCCAUUCUCUUGUACAAUUAGAUGAUGGAAUUGUUGGAGAUCCUCUUGAGAAAGCUACAUUAAAAGCUAUUAAAUGGAAUCUUACAAAAACUGAUUCUAUGAUACCUAGAAAAGGACAAUCACCUGUCUUAAAAAUCGUACAAAGACAUCACUUUUCUUCCGCGUUAAAACGUAUGUCAGUUGUAGCUGGAUAUACAAUACCUGGAUCAUCAGAAAUUAAUUACAUGACUACUGUGAAAGGUGCUCCUGAAAUUAUUAAGAAUAUGUUAUCAUCUAUACCAGAUAAUUAUGAUUCAACAUAUUUAUCGCUUUCGCGUCGUGGAGCAAGAGUUUUAGCUUUAGGAUAUCGAAAACUUCCUGGUCCUUUAUCUUCGCAAGAUUUAAGAGAACUUACACGAGAAGAAUUAGAAAAGAAUCUCAUUUUUGCUGGAUUUGUAAUCAUAAGUUGUCCGCUUAAACCCGAUUCUAAAGCUGUUAUUAAGGAGAUCGUGAAUGCUUCACAUUCGGUUGUUAUGAUUACUGGUGAUAAUCCUUUAACAGCAUGUCAUGUUAGUCGUGAAUUACAUUUUACAAAAAAAUCAAUUACACUUAUAUUGACUUCAAAUAAUGGAGAAUGGAUAUGGGAAAGUGUGGAGAAAAAUAAUUACCUUGGAAUGAAAAAUAUUUCUCGGAAUAAUGAAAUAUGGCGAGAAUAUGCACUUUGUGUAACAGGAGAAGGUUUAACAUAUUUAAAAGAUAAUGAACGAGAGUUACUUCGUAAAUUAUUACCACAUAUUGUAAUUUUUGCAAGAUGUGAACCAAAACAGAAAGAAUUUAUAAUUGUUUCAUUGCAAAAUUUAGGAUACGAACAUACCAUUUCAAAUUCAACAAUAACAAAUGGGCCAAGAAAUAAUCCAAGAGUUUCUGCUAAUACUAGAGCAAGAAUACAAAAAAUAUUGAAAGAACUUGAAGAACAAUCUGUUAUAGUUAAAUUAGGAGAUGCAUCAAUUGCUGCACCUUUCACUAGCAAAAUGUCGUCGAUUCAAUGUAUAUGCCAUGUUAUUAAGCAAGGACGAUGCACUUUAGUUACCACCUUGCAGAUGUUCAAAAUUUUAGCACUUAAUGCAUUAGGACUUGCAUAUAGCCAAUCUGUCCUUUAUUUAGAUGGAAUAAAAUUUAGUGAUGCACAAGCUACAUUACAGGGUAUUUUACUAGCCACUUGUUUCUUAUUCAUAUCAAGAUCAAAACCAUUGAAAACAUUAUCUAAACAAAGACCUCUUCCAAAUAUCUUUAAUUUAUAUACGAUUGCUACUGUACUCCUUCAAUUUGCUGUACAUUUUUUUUCUCUUGUAUAUUUAGUUAAAGAAGCUACUUUAUUAUCUCCAAAGAGUGAUAAAUUAGCAGCUAUAUUAGCUCCAAAUAAUCCAUAUAAUGAAAGUAUGGCCUUGAAUACAAAUUUUAAUGAUGAAGAUGAACCAUUUGAACCAAAUUUAUUAAACAGUACAGUUUAUAUUAUUGCAAUGACAAUUCAAAUUUCUACUUUUGCAAUUAAUUAUCGGGGUCAUCCAUAUAUGGAAAGUCUAUUACAAAAUAUUUUAUUAUAUAGUCUUAUAGGCAAUGCAGCCGUUAUAUUGGGAUUAACAUGUGGAUUUUUACCUGAAUUAGCAACGCAAUUUGAAAUUGUAGAUUUUCCAAGCGAUUUCCGCAGUCUUUUAAUUCAAGUAUUAAUAGCAGACUUUAUUCUUGCAUAUAUAGUUGAUAGAGUCUGUUUAUGGCUUUUUGGAGAAGGGAGACAUCAAAAACUGUGAUUAGUACACAAUUUCUAUAUUCCACUUUUAACUCGAAAAGUGCGAAAAAUUAAAUAUGCAAAUUUGUUUUCUUAUUUCACAAAAAACAAAUUAUCUUUGUUUAUUAUUAUAUUUAUGAAUUAUAUUACGAUUCCUAUAUGGAAUAUAAUGCUUUUAAAAGACUGACCAAUAUACAAUUGAGAAGUCAUUAUUAAAAAUUCAUAUUGUUGAUAGUUUUACAUUAAUGAAAUCUUUGUUGCUCAUUGACAAAUUUAAUGAUAAUUCUUUGUGAAAUAAGAAAAUUAAAAAAAAUUGAGAUAUAUAUUAUAUAUAUAUAUAUAAAUACACACACAUAUGUAUAUGAGUAUGUGGUAUGUAUGUUUUAAUGAGUGUAAGUAUUACCAUAAAAAGUGAAAUAGUAAAAAGAGCAUGCAAUGUGAGUGUGUACAAAUGAUAAGUAAAUAAUGCAUAAUAUCAUCAUUAUUAUAUAUAUCAUAUUUGGAAACAAUAAGUGUACCUUGAGAACCUGAUUUAUGAGAAUUUAUAAAAAAAACUUCUUUAUUGUAUUAAAACAUAUAAAAAAA